AUGGAGGUGUUGGUGGAGUACGACUACGAGGCUCUACACGAGGAUGAGUUGACCCUGCGACCCGGUGACCUCAUCAAAAAUGUCCGCUGUAUCGAGGAGGACGGCUGGAUGGAGGGAGAGCUCAAUGGCAGACGGGGGCUGUUUCCGGACAACUUUGUCAAGGAAGUAAAAAAGGAUUCCAAAGAAACCAAGGAGACAAAAAAUGAGCCCAAAAAUGAGCCCAAAAACGAGCCCAAAGAGGACCCCCCAGCUCAGCUCCGAGACAAGUCGGCCAACGUGAAGAAAAUUAUCAAUCGGAUGAGCGGUAUCGGCAUUCCUCUGGCAGGUUUCCCGCCGCAUCCCCCUGGCGCUCCUAAGAAGCCCAAGAGACGACUUUGCAAGGUGCUGUUCGACUACCAGCCGCAGAAUGAAGAUGAACUGGAGCUGAAGGUGGGGGACCUGAUCGACGUCACAGAGGAGGUGGAAGAGGGCUGGUGGAGUGGCACAUUCAAUGGGAAGUCUGGACUCUUCCCAUCAAACUUUGUCAAAGAGCUGGAUUCCACCGCAGAAGAUGGCGAGUCCAGUGAAGCCACACCAGAGGAGGGGGUUAUGAAAGACGAUACUUCUGCCACGGAAAAUGCCGGCACCCCUACCUCACCUCAAGGAAGCUUAGGGAAUGGAGUGGUCCGGGCGCCCAGUAAGGGAUUUGGCUUCGGAGACAUCUUUGCAGUACCCCAAAUGAAAUUAAAACAUGUCCCAGUACCAUCAGAAAAGCCUGCUCAUCCCAACCAUCCCACCCCCACUCCCACAGACGCACCCAAGGGAGAUGCAGAAAGCAGGGGGUCCUUGAAACGAAACGCAAAAGAAUACUGCAAAGUAACAUUUGCAUUUGAGGCCUCAAAUGAAGACGAGCUGAUGCUAAAGGAGGGUGACAUCAUUCACAUUCUUAGUAAGGACACAGGGGAGCACGGCUGGUGGAGAGGCGAGGUUGGAGGGAGAGAAGGAGUGUUCCCAGACAACUUCGUGACCAUGAUUAAUGAGACUGACAAAAAUGCUGGAGCGUCGAGGGGAUCAUGUAAGACUUCUCUGAGGGCGAACCAUGAAGAGAAACCAAGAAAACCACUGCCGCCUUCAAAGCAAGGUAUUGUACAUAAACCGGAGGUGCCGAGUGCAGACAAGAAACCCCUUCCCAACCGGCCAGAGGAUAAAGUUGACAAACCGAUGCCAGAAAAGCACUUGAAGCCAGCGCCGCUCCCCCCGCCCAAACCCACAGCCCCCGGGAAAGGCCGCCCCGUGAGCCAUCCGCCCAAACGGCCUGAGAAGCCCCUGGCCCCCUCCGCCAGCCUCAGGCACAAUGGAGAUCUGCCUUCCACUCGUUCAAAGCCAGAGCCUGAGCCAUUACCUCAGUUGCCCGUGUCCAAACCCAGGGUUCCGGUGCCAGAGGCCACAGAAAAGCCCACAGACCUAGAGGCAGCUACUUUCCACAUUUUCACAGACAACAUGGUUUCUCUCCAGUGUGGUCCUCUGAUUGAUUUUUGGAGGGGGGGGGGGGCGGGGGGGGGGGGGGGGGGGGGGGGGGGGGGGGGAGGGGGGGGGGGGGGGGGGGGGGGGGGGGGGGGGGGGGGGGGGGGGGGGGGGGGGGGGGAGUACGAUUGA
Messenger RNA from Knipowitschia caucasica, 1635 nucleotides. The record is from the annotation of a GenBank genome assembly. Lineage: Eukaryota; Metazoa; Chordata; Actinopteri; Gobiiformes; Gobiidae.